Molecule: messenger RNA, 1218 nt
Organism: Coniophora puteana RWD-64-598 SS2
Lineage: Eukaryota; Fungi; Basidiomycota; Agaricomycetes; Boletales; Coniophoraceae
Product: DUF1212-domain-containing protein
Exons: 5
Coding region: 1-1218 (405 amino acids)
Biological process (GO): transmembrane transport
Molecular function (GO): transmembrane transporter activity
Source: RefSeq, a predicted model, not a curated record
AUGACGUUCGGCGCUCCUUCGCAUCGUAUCGAGUCCCAGCUCGUCGCGGCAGCCCGCAUCCUCGAGGUGGAUGCGUCUUUCAUCCAUCUCCCCUCCGUGAUCAUCUGUUCCUUCGGUGACAGCGACACAUCGACCUCCGAGACGCAUUUCAUCAAGUGCUCAAGCGGCCUCUCGCUGGGAUCCUUGCACAGGGUGCAUACCAUCUACCGUGCGGUCGUGCACGACGAAAUCAGCGCCCGCAAGGGCACAGAGCAACUCGAGUCGCUGCUCGCCGAACGCCCCAUAUAUCCCGUGUGGAUGCGUUGUUGCCUGAGUUUCUGGCUCAGUGUCCUCAUCUGCCCGCUCGCGUUUGGUGGUAGCUUCGUGGACAUGUGGAUUUCUGGGAUCGGUGCGACUUGUCUCACAUUCCUCCAGCUGCGCGUCGCAAGCCGCAGCGCUAUGUAUGCGAAUGUAUUCGAGAUCACGGUGGCCAUGCUUAUGUCGUUCACUGCGCGCGGUCUAAGCAGUAUUCGAAGCGAUAUCUUCUGCUACACCGCCAUUUCGUCAGCUGGUAUCAUCGGUAUUCUGCCGGGUUAUCUCAUCCUGAGUUCCUCGCUAGAGUUGGCAUCCAAGAACAUCAUCUGCGGCUCCGUCAAGAUGGUGUAUGCGCUUAUCUACACGCUCUUCCUCGGUUUCGGCCUGCAGAUCGGAUCGGAUCUCUACCUGCUCUUCGACUCAAACGUCAUAGACGGUUGUUUCCGCCAGGGCGACUGGCCGUGGUACCUCCGCCCGUUCCCGAGCUGGACAGAGUACAUCAUCGUGCCCAUCUUCUCGAUCUUGUCCAGUCUCGCGAAUCUGCAGCCGGCCAAGUCGAAGGAGCUCGUCGUGAUGGUCGUCAUCAGCUGCGCGAGCUACGCCAGCAACAAGGUCGCGAAUCACUACAUCUUCAACCGCAGCGACAUUGUCAGUGCUAUCGGAGCAUUCACGGUCGGUCUGCUGGGCAAUAUGUACUCGCGCAAGAUGGGUGGUACCGCUUUCACGAGCAUGGUCACUGGUGUACUCUUCCUGGUGCCGAGCGGUCUGUCGCAAUCCGGAGGCAUCACCGCGCACGGUAGUGGUGUUGACAUUGGAGGUGCAAUGAUAUCGGUCACGAUCGGUAUCACGGUCGGACUGUUCAUGAGCCAGGCGCUUGUGUACAUGUUCGGUUCCCGCAAGAACGCCGCCGUUUUCUCUUUCUAA